This is a messenger RNA of Ogataea angusta, 441 nucleotides long. RefSeq lists its product as uncharacterized. The record is from RefSeq and is a predicted model, not a curated record. The coding region runs from base 1 to 441 and encodes 146 amino acids. NCBI's taxonomy places the organism in Eukaryota, Fungi, Ascomycota, Pichiomycetes, Pichiales, Pichiaceae. The transcript has a single exon.
AUGCAUGUAGUCAAGCAGCCCUGGCGCGACGAACAGCAGCGCGAGCGUGAGGGCCACGUCGAUGCUCAGAAGCCCCAGCAGAUACGACCCUCGCCCGAGACCCGACGAUGCGGAAUACUCUGCGUUGUGGUCGAGCCCGCCGAGCUUGUGGCGGUACACGAGCGACAGCGUCGACCUGAGGAAGCGCGACGAGUUCAGCGUCGCGUACAGCGUCAGCACGGCGACGCUGAUCCAGCUCGGAAGCACCAUGAGGACGGCCAGAAUGGCCACUGUGUCUGUCAGGGGGUGCAAUGGAAUGAGAGACUUGGGCUCCAUCGGUGGAAAAAUGCAAAUAUCUGGGGUCUAUUAAUGCCGGAAAAAUAUGACUAUGGCAGGGGACGAGCGCAACCGUUACAAUUGCCUAUGCACGCCAGGUCUCAGUACAUCAAAGAUGUGAAAUAA